This is a messenger RNA of Cyclospora cayetanensis, 1329 nucleotides long. RefSeq names its product autophagy-related protein 9-like. Gene Ontology annotation, cellular component: autophagosome; phagophore assembly site. The transcript has a single exon. Gene Ontology annotation, biological process: autophagy of mitochondrion; protein localization to phagophore assembly site. The record is from RefSeq and is a predicted model, not a curated record. Lineage: Eukaryota; Apicomplexa; Conoidasida; Eucoccidiorida; Eimeriidae. The coding region runs from base 1 to 1329 and encodes 442 amino acids.
AUGGGGGGCCCUCGUGGCACUCGGGGCGUCCGGAAUAUCGAGCUCUCUGUUCCCCUUGGGGGGCCCCACCCUGAGGAGAACCCGGUGGCUGGCUUUUCUGGAAGAAAUGGCUUCGAGGCUCCCCUCAUGAAGGGGCCCCAGCGCUAUCCUCAAGACGACAGCGAGCAGUCUGACUUCCACAGCGGGCCCUCUUUUGACACACACAAUGACAUGGAGAGCGGUGUGCAACAGCUAAGAAACUCCCACUCUACGAUGCCUGUUGCCUUUGGCAGGCUUGCUGGGAACCUCAGACGAUUCCUCAUGAGAUGCGUCGGGUCCAGGGCCCCCCCCGAGCUGGUCCGUCCUCUCCUCUCCUCGCGUCGCUGGGGUUACGUUGCUGCUGCUGCCCCCUCGCAUUCCUUCGCCGCUCCGAAUGUGCAAGGUAUUUGUGGGCCCCCAGAGGGCUCCUCGCGAAUAUCCGUAGGACCCGGGGGCCCCCGAAGUUCCCGGGGGGAGCUUCAAGGUUCCGGUGACUCCCCAGAACGCGAUUCACCUGCAUUCUCAGGGCUGAGGGGCCGUCGAGAGGCAGGGGAUGGGAUUCCUUGUCACUUCGAGGGAGACGGCACAGCCGAAGAUCGAGAUUUAGCCAGUUGGGAUGCAGUUCCAGACUUGGAUCGUUUUGUUGGUGGAAUCUACACUUACUGGGCCGAAGGGGGGUUGUAUGCAAUGUUGUGUUCCUACGGAGCUCAUCUGAUGGUUAUGGGGUUCACGGUAUAUUUUAGCUGGUUUCUGCUAAUGUUCGUCAACUGGGAAGGUAUCGUCUCCUGUACGACUCCAGAAACUUGCGCUGCUGAACCGCUCCUCCGGCCUUCCCCGUGGGCCCCUUGGGGCCUCCGGCAGACCCUGUGUACUGUAUACGUCCUAUCCCUGUCUUGCGUGGUGGUCUUGUCAAUCCUUUCCGCUUUCAAUAAGUGCAGGGAUGCGAUAGCCCUCAGGCUUUAUUUUCGUUCUCGACUCUACAUACACUGCGAUAGCUCCCUGCAACUCAUGGGGUGGCCAGAAGUAGCAGCACUGCUGCUGCAGGCGCAGCAGCAGCACCCUUUCUGCCUAGUGAAACAGAACUUGUCUGUGCUGGACCUCGUUGCUGUCAUCAUGCGGAGGGAUAACUACAUCAUUGCCCUCACAAACAAAGAGGUGUUCGUCAGAGCUCUCCCGGUGUAUGUUAAUCCCAAACUGUUGUAUACACGCGUGCUCCUCUGGAGCAUCAGGAGAGCCGUCUUCUUGGAUCUCUUUGACGCCAAACAAAGAAUCAACAGGCAACUCCUGACGCAAAUGCCUCCCUAUGGGUGA